Etheostoma cragini (Arkansas darter) is the source of this 1244-nucleotide messenger RNA. RefSeq names its product probable E3 ubiquitin-protein ligase ARI5. The transcript has 4 exons. Bases 158 to 970 code for a protein of 270 amino acids. The record is from RefSeq and is a predicted model, not a curated record. Lineage: Eukaryota; Metazoa; Chordata; Actinopteri; Perciformes; Percidae.
CUUCUUGUUAUUGCUGGGGGAAACUGAAAGUUGAAAUAAAAGAAAUCUUGGUGGUGUCAGUGAAGGUGACACGGCAGCCAGUUCUCUGCUCCUUUCCCAGAGCGCGUACUGAGAAGAAAGUUGUCGACGAAGAACAGAGGAGCUGAUCUAAAACAAAAUGACCACAGAGGAGAAAAGAUACGACCGCAAUGACACGACUCUGAAGUUUGUCAACAGACCAGAUGAUCUGGAUCCACUACCCCCAGAGGAAGGAGACUUGAAUCUCCGAGCAGAGAUGUCCUGCGGUCAUGCCGUCACCCCGGAGUCUCUCACUGGGUGGUGUCGCAGCCUGCUGGAUCAGGGCCAGCACAAAUUUAGGUGCCCUGCUUUAAAGGACGACACCCUGCAGAAGUGUGAUGCAGAGUGGUCUUACCAAGAGGUGCGCAGGCUGGCACUGCUGACAGCUAAAGAGAUGCAGGACUUUGAAGAGAAAAUCGCCCGCCUUGCUGCCACCGAAUACUGUGACUUCAAAACAUGUCCUGGCUGCAAAACCUAUGUGGAAAGAGAAGACCCAAGUGACCUCAGCGUGCAGUGCACAAUCUGCACAGCAGACAAGGGGAAGGUAUACCAGUUCUGCUGGCAAUGUUUAAAGGAGUGGAAAGGUGCAUCUCCACGCUCUGACCGCUGCGACAACGACGGCUGCAUCAACCACGACCUGGAGCUACUUAAGAACUGCAAGACCACCGCCCUCCCUCAGGUAGAGGGGGUCGACGCAUGUCCCUCCAUCCGGGCCUGUCCCACCUGUGGUCAGAGAGUGGAGCAUGACAGAACGGGCUGUAAGAACAUAAUCUGUCCUCGCUGUCAGGUCGAGUUCUGCUUCGUGUGCCUGAAACUCACUCCUGAGUGCCUGAGGACGAGCUCUUACUUCAUCCCCUGCAGUGACGGUGUGGCUCCCAGACAAACCUCCAUACCUGUGUGGCGCAGAAAAUAAGAGUUGCCACAUAUUCAUUAUUACUGCUUUCUUUUGUCACAUUGUUCUGUUUGUUUGAUUUUAAUGUUCUAUUUUCAGUUGUUUUUUUUGCAACUGAAGCCAAAAGUGUAGACUUAUAGGCUUAUUUGUACAUUCCAUAGUGAGCAUUAAAAUAUCUGAUGCAUAUUCUCAUAAUGUAUAAUGCUUUACUUGUAAUGUUGCCACUGAAGGUGUUUACUGUUCAUAGUACAUCAUUAAUAACUGCAUCACUUAAUAAAGUUUCUCUUUACAUUAA